This is a messenger RNA of Heteronotia binoei (common prickly gecko), 1875 nucleotides long. RefSeq names its product mitochondrial ribosomal protein L13 (gene MRPL13). The transcript is spliced from 7 exons. Gene Ontology annotation, molecular function: structural constituent of ribosome; mRNA binding. Gene Ontology annotation, biological process: negative regulation of translation; translation. NCBI's taxonomy places the organism in Eukaryota, Metazoa, Chordata, Lepidosauria, Squamata, Gekkonidae. Gene Ontology annotation, cellular component: mitochondrial large ribosomal subunit; ribosome. Bases 358 to 897 code for a protein of 179 amino acids. The record is from RefSeq and is a predicted model, not a curated record.
CUCCCCCGCCGGCUAACUGCAAAACGAGCACCUUUCCCUCAGCCCACCCCCGCUUCCGUCUUGAGCCUUCACCUGAGGGGCUCUCGGGUCCCCCCUCGCCUCGCCAGCUCAAGAAGAGAAGGUAGCGGUCCAUAGCCGGGCCCGGCGCGGCGCCCCUCUGGAAUCGCCGCCUCCCGUCUUCUUUCGAAAGCUCCGCGCUGCAGCAGCAGGCUCCUCCCUCGGCCGAGGCGCCUUUUCCGCUUCCCGCCACCAGCCCAGGCCGCUGCUGAGGCUAAGGCCGCCCUUCUCUUUCCGCCUCUAGGCCGGGCGGCGGCGGCGGCGGCGGCGCUGCCCUCAGAAACGCGGCCUUCUUCGGCCAUGUCGAGCUACAGCAGGGCCGCGCAGCAAUGGGCCACGUUUGCUCGAGUCUGGUAUCUCUUGGAUGCAAAGAUGCAGCCACCAGGAAAAAUUGCAGAAAUAUGCAAGAUCAUACUUCAAGGGAAACAUAAGCCUGUGUACCAUGCACUAAGUGACAUUGGAGAUCACGCUGUUGUAAUAAAUACAAGGCAUAUUGCUUUUUCUGGCAAUAAAUGGGAACAGAAGGUGUACUCUUCACAUACUGGAUACCCUGGUGGUUUCACUCAAGUAACAGCAGCUCAGCUUCAUAGAAAGGAUCCAACAGCCAUUGUAAAACUGGCUACCUACGGAAUGCUCCCCAAAAACCUUCUCAGAAGAACCAUGAUGCAAAGACUGCAUCUCUUUCCAGAUGAUGUUAUUCCUGAAGAAAUGCGUAAAAAUUUGGUAGAACACCUUCCACAGCCCCGUAAAGUGCCCAGGAGGUUAGAUGAAUACACGCAAGAGGAAAUAGAUGCUUUCCCAAGGAUCUGGACUCCGCCUAUAGAUUUUGAAUGGAAGUAGCAGGGAGAGUCCAAAGGAAUGGGAAGUGGAGCCUCCAUCUCUUCUGAGCGCUGUACCUACUGGCAUCUCAUAGUUCAGUCACGCCUUUAGAAAUUUGCUGUAAAUAGUGGAAAUAUUUUUUUAUAUGUACAUUACUGUUGGCCAAAAUGAAUAAUCUUUGAUAACUGAAACUGAGACUGCAUGCUUAAAAAAAACCUCACCACCUUUAUUUGGUAAGUAGUGACAAUAAAACUACUUCAUAAAACUUUUUGAGAUAUCUGCACAUUUGUCUAUAUACGAAGCUUCUUUGGCCUUUGGGUGAACUUAUUUUGAUGACUUAAUUGCUGCGUGAUGCACAGAAAGGUUGAGCAAAUGUGCUGGGUGUUAAAGUGGCACAUUCCCAUCGAAGUCUACAGUUGACUGGUGAUCUCACACUGAAUUCCAGGCACUGUAUUCCAACAAGGGCCUUCACACAGGCAUUCCUUGCUGGGUUGAGAAGCAAGCACCAAGUAGAUGGUUGGCUCUGUCCACGUCAGCCCCGUGAGCUAGAGGUGGUUAGAACAAAUGCUUUUCUGUCAGGAGGCAAAAUGAGGAGUAUUUGGAUUCAGGAGCCCAUCAGCAAUCUCUAAACAACUAAUAGCACCAACCUUUUAUUGGGUAGGUAGGCGUUUUCAGAUAGCAAAGCCUGUAAUGGAUUAUGAACAGAGAAGUUGACCAAACGUUAAAGAAUUUGCAUUAAAAUGCAGUCUGCUGGGGCAGAAACGCAUCAUCCCAAAUAGGUGGGUGGAUAUUUGAGAUAGACACUUCAGCUGUUCAUCCUGUGUGAAAUGCUUCACGGUUGUUUUUAAUUUUUGUUAGACCAUCUGGGAAAGUCUGUUGACUCUCCUAAGCUUAAAGAGUGACUAGAUUUUGGAGGCAAUUUUGAAACUGUACAUCUGUCUCCUGCUAUUCUUGACAAAGAGAUAAAAUGCUAAAUAAAACACGAUGAAAUCAGUUAAA